UUGCAGUAUCCGAAUCUGAAGUAUCACUGCGGAGGUUCGCUGUCGCUAUCUGCUCUGUAGUUAAUUGGUGAUUCUGAUGAAUCAGUUGAUUUGUCAUUUUGAUAGUACAUAAUAGAACGACAGCAACAGAAUCGCGAAAACGAAAUUCAAAUUGUUCGGCCUCUCGCUGUUGUCUUCGAUUCGACGAAAAUGAACAGGCUGUUCGGACGUGCAAAACCUAAAGAACCACCACCGAGCUUGACAGAUUGCAUCGCUGGAGUUGACAGCAGAGCAGACUCGGCGGAGAAAAAGAUCGCGAAAUUAGAUGCGGAACUGAAGAAAUACAAAGACCAGUUGGUCUCGAUGAGAGAAGGUCCCGCGAAGAACGCGGUCAAAGCCAAGGCGAUGCGUGUUCUGAAGCAACGGAAAAUGUACGAGUCGCAAGUCGACAAUUUGCGUCAACAGGCGUUUAAUAUGGAACAAGCGAACUACGCGACGCAAACUUUGAAAGACACCCAAGCGACCGUGGUAGCCAUGAAAGACGGUGUCAAACAGAUGCAGAAGGAAUUCAAAAACAUUAAUAUAGAUAAUAUCGAGGACAUGCAAGACGACCUGGCCGACAUGCUGGAACAAGCGGACGAGGUGCAGGAGGCGAUGGGUCGCAGUUAUGGUAUGCCGGACAUAGACGAGGACGAGCUCACCGCGGAACUCGAAGCUCUCGGGGAUGAUUUGGCUAUAGAUCAAGACACCAGUUACUUGGACGACGCUAUAAAAGCACCUACCGCCCCCGAUAAAGAGCCCGGCGCCAGUUCGGUUAGAAAUAAGGACGGUGUACUGGUCGAUGAAUUUGGUUUACCGCAGAUAACUGCUAGUUAAAUCGGCACCAACCAACAACAACAACAACGUAACGUUGCGACAGUCGUUACGUUCCGGCAAGAUUUUGAAAGCUUUUCAACGAAUUCGCGUACGUAAAAUGAUGCCUAUGCGCAAACGUAACGUUUCAAAGUUACCGGUAAGAAAUUCCGCGAGCUAUCAUGUUAAGGAUUAAUAUAAUUUUGUUAUUGUCGGUAGACAAUUUAUUGUUUUCAUUAAGAGACAUCUUUGCGUUGCACACACACACAUGCAUAUACACACAUAUUCGUAAUCUUAAUCGUUUCGUUAUUGCCACGCUAAAACGUAAUUAAAUUACCUGUAGCCUAGACACAUCGAAUUGCUUUUGAUUUUCUAAUUCGGUGUACUGUGUAAUCAAAUUUGUAAUCGACUCCUUACUGUUGAGAAAAUCUGCUUCUUCGAAACCUUGCACUCGUGUGUAAUGAUGUACAUGAGCCUGUAAUAUAAUUCCAUGAUUACAUGAUUGUUUAAAGAAAA
Molecule: messenger RNA, 1347 nt
Organism: Megalopta genalis
Lineage: Eukaryota; Metazoa; Arthropoda; Insecta; Hymenoptera; Halictidae
Gene: Vps60
Product: vacuolar protein sorting 60
Biological process (GO): late endosome to vacuole transport via multivesicular body sorting pathway; vesicle budding from membrane
Cellular component (GO): multivesicular body
Source: RefSeq, a predicted model, not a curated record